GGGUGGGGGUGAGAUGGGGAAGGAAAUACAUAGUGGGUGUCACAAGGGCAGGAAGGACAGAGUGACAGCAGGGUUCAAGGCUGGGUGCUGGGGAGCUGUGCGUUUUCAUGGAUUACUGUCUGGAUGAGAAGGAAAGGCACAAGAUGUGGGGUGACUUUUCUAUGCCACACAGGACUGGUUCUGAAGCAAAUGAAUUAGGGGACGGGGAGCAGGAUGGAAGCUGGUGACAGGGAGAAGCUGAAAGCCAGAGAGGAGAGUCAGACCAGAGGGGAAGCGAGAGUCUGAGUAGGUGUCCAGGGUGGAGGGAGGAGCACAUUUGCAUUGUCGCAGAAACUCAUGGAAGGCUUGUGUGUGGAGAGGAAGUCAGAGGACAGGGGCUGUGUGGGGGUAGGUUUGCUAGAACAGCCGUCAAAGAAGCACGAUGUAAGAGAAAGACAGAACAUCUGCAGAUACAAUGCUGUUUUUACAACUUGCGUUGUUGGCGGUUCUUCUCCCAGGUGGUGACGGUGAUGAUGAUUUCCAGGAGCCAAUCUACUUCCGAGUCAUUCGAACGUCAUUCCUCUACAACCGUUCCGGGACACAAAAUCUGGGCUCAAUUUGGCUGGAUGAGCUGCAGACUCAUGCCUGGGACAAUAAGACUCACACUUUCACUUUCCUGUGGCCUUGGUCCCAGGGCAACUUAAGCAAUGAGGAAGUGGUGACAGGGGAAAAUUUAUUCUAUUCAAACACCAUUUUAGUUAAUCAGGAUUUCCGUGAACAUGUCAGCAAAUGGCAGCUCGAAUGUGAGUUCAGUUCCUUCAGAGGUGGAAUGGAGGUGGCUGAUCCUUUUCAGCUACAGAUGGUAAUAGGCUGUGAGCUGCAUGUUGGAAAACCAUCAGUUGGCUUCAUGAGGAUUGCUUAUCAAGGAUCGGAUCUCAUAAGUUUCCAGAACGUGUCAUGGUGGCCAUCGCCAAAGGGAGGAAGUAGGGCUCAGCAGGUCUGCAGACUAUUCAAUCAAUACCAUGAAGACAAUGAAUUAAUACAAGCCCUCAUCAUAGACUACUGUCCCCGCUAUCUCUCAAGUCUUCUUGAUGCAGGGAAGGCAGAUCUCCAGCGACAAGUGAGGCCAGAGGUCUGGCUGUCCGCUCGCCACAGUCCCGGUCCCGGCCGUCUGCUGCUGGUGUGCCACGUCUCUGGCUUCUACCCCAAGCCUGUGUGGGUGAUGUGGAUGCGGGGUGAGCAGAAGCAGCGGGGCACCCAGCGAGGCGACGUCCUGCCCCAUGCUGAUGGGAUGUGGUACCUUCAGAUGUCCUUGGAUGUGAAAGCCAGGGAGGCAGCUGGCCUGUCCUGCCGAGUGAGACACAGCAGUCUAGGAGGCCAGGACAUGGUCCUCUACUGGGAGCAGCCCCACUCCACGGGCUUGGUCUUCCUGGCGGUGAUAGUGCCCCUGGUGCUUCUGGCAGGUCUGGCGCUGUGGCUCUGGAAGCGCUGCAAAAUCAGCAGGGGAUUCACGGGUGCGUACAUGUGACAUCUGAGACGUAGCAUACAAGCGUGUCGCUGAAGGGAAAAGACGCUCUAGGAAAGAGAACAGGAGUGCUGUGGUCGGGAAUGAAUGGGGAUCCAGCAAGGACAGUGCAUACAGUGUCUUCUGGCUUCCGUGGCUGCCGUGUUACUGUCCUGGGGACAUGGAGUCCGUGACAGUGAGCCUUUGCUCCUGGGGGAAAUGUGGGGUUGGGGUCCUGGGAGCCUCUGCUCACAACACUUGCCACCUGAUGACCACCCAGCCUGGUUUCACGUGUGUUUCUGUUUAAGGACAACUUCUCUAGUGUACAGAUGUAUUUGUAAGUAAUUAUUGUAUGGAGUAUUUCCCUCUGCUGAAACAUGAGCUCAGACGUGUGCAACAUUUCCCAGCUGCCUACUGUGAUCGCCAGGGUCUGCUUUCAGCCCCGCAGCUGUGCUGCCCACAAUGAUUUUAGAGACUAAGAAACAGGAAACAGUCAUCGUCUCAUGAAUCUUGAAUCUAGCUGCUGUUGCUCCUUUCCCAUGCCGUCAUCACAGCCUCUUCGAUGUUACCGUAGCACUUUCUGGAAAGGCGCCACGAGGACAUCCGAUAGUCCUGUUCCUCUCCUGCAUGUGCUGCACUGCCGACUCGUCACCAGCGGGCUCGGGGCCCACAGCUCUGCGUCAGGAGCCCGCGCCAGCCGCACCUGCUCAGCUGUUUUGUCACGAGGCGCAACCGCCUUCUGGGAUUAGGACACCAGUAGUCCUGCGGCUCCGGGCGUCAGGGCCGUUUUCCACAGUGACAUCCCUAGAGUAGCGUGAACAUGCAGAAAAUGUGGCACCAAAAGAACAGCAAAUGAGACGCGUGUCCACUAUGCGGGGGGAACACAGGAAGGCCGAGCAACCCCUGCUUCAGUCUCCCCCGGAGUCACCCGAGGUGGGUGACACGUGUUGGGACGCUCCACGUGUUCAUGAUGAGCAGUGAGCGCGUGUGUCUGGGAUACAAACCCACGUCAGCAGGCAGGCCGGUCAGCACAGACAGAUUCCGUGAUAAUGGACAUGGACCUUUGUGACUGACGACGCCCACGGCAGUGUGAGUGGAGACGCCACGGCUAGACCUCAGUGACCCUUGGUUUCAUUAAUUAACUCCCCAAACCAUUCUUGGGCUCUGACCGGCAGCAGGGACAUCCCAAGUGUCAAGUAGUGGGGACGAAAAUGUCUUCUGUGUCUUCGGAGCCUAAAAGUUUAACUUUCCUGAUUUAUGGUUUUUAUUGUUGUUUGUAACCAGUUUGUUAGUCAACAAAUUAUGUGGAUUGAACUAGGGGAGAGGAACUUCUUUCUAACUUGUUUAGGAGCUGAGAGAAGAGACCAGGACAGAAGACUGUCCAGAGGGACCACAUGCAGCCUCCUCGCCCUACACGUGUGAACAUUUCUGGAAAAUAACAUUGAUGUGGGAGAUGUGGCAAAGGUGAAAAGUUGGAAGGGGGAGAGCAAGUCAUGGGACUUCUGGAAUCUUCUCUCAUGGAUCAGAGUGCUUGGCUGUUUCUCUAACUUGCAGUCUCCCUCAUUCCCCUUGUGUGGCCACCCUGUGGAUUUUGGUUGGUUGACUCCCCCCUCCUGUGUAGCCCUGGGCUCUGAUCAGCCUGAGGCCACAAUGAGACAGGUUGAAGGAUGGACAGGUAACCUGCAGGUCAGGCCAAUCACCAGACAGAGGCCGCUGGUAUCACACAGAGUGUGGUUCAGGGCCAGGCACCUGCUCCAGGGGACACGGGUCACAGGGAACCUGAUACUUGUUGUCAAUGGGAGGGGAAAGAGAUGCCCUUCCUCUCCUGGAUGAUAAGGUCCGUGUAUGAAGCCUGAAAUAAAUACAAUCAGGUUUUCAGCACCAGAGAAGCAAGCCUGAGAUGAAGCCUUGUAUAUGUGAAAUUUACCAAGGGGGUAAAUCCCAAGUGUUCUCACCAGAAGAAAGAAAAAGAAAAGAAAGAGAAAAGAGAAGUUCCGGAUGUGAGGUGGUGGCCGAGUUAACUGGCUUGUUUGUGGUCUCAACGUCAACAUGUCCACAUACACCAAACAUCAAGUGAUUACCUCAUUUUAUGUUUUUAAAAGAAAGUAGCAAUAAAAAUAUUCUAACAUGUGAUGAAUGCUACAUAAAA
This is a messenger RNA of Ailuropoda melanoleuca (giant panda), 3632 nucleotides long. Its product is annotated as T-cell surface glycoprotein CD1a. The transcript has 6 exons. Gene Ontology annotation, molecular function: endogenous lipid antigen binding; exogenous lipid antigen binding; lipopeptide binding. Gene Ontology annotation, cellular component: external side of plasma membrane. The record is from RefSeq and is a predicted model, not a curated record. Gene Ontology annotation, biological process: positive regulation of T cell mediated cytotoxicity; antigen processing and presentation, exogenous lipid antigen via MHC class Ib; antigen processing and presentation, endogenous lipid antigen via MHC class Ib. Lineage: Eukaryota; Metazoa; Chordata; Mammalia; Carnivora; Ursidae. The coding region runs from base 455 to 1507 and encodes 350 amino acids.